AUAAUUACCCACAAUUUAUUGUGGAUAACGGUAAAGAAGUGUAGUAAAUGAACAGAGAGCAGCUUUUAACCAUGUCUACGAGUGCUAAUCAACCCGGUGCAGUGGUACAAGUACCUCCAAGUGUUCAGCAACAGUAUGGAGUUCCACAGCAACUUGCAACCAGUUACCAGCUACCUGCAACUCAACAACAGCCUGCCACCAUGCAAUUACAACAAGUGGUCCAACCUCAGCCUCCUAUAAUGCAAGCAGCCCCAAUACAGUAUGUGAACCAAGUGGCCCCACAACAGCAAGUGUAUGCUCCACAGUAUCAACCUCAGCAAGCUCCUAUAAUGCAAGCAGCCCCACAACAGCAAGCCAUGUAUGCUCCACAAUAUCAGCCUAAGCCUCUGCAGUUGCAAGGUCAGGCUCCCCAGUAUCAUGGCAAUCAGGUUGCAUAUUCUGCACAGCAAGGAGGUGUUGCACAACUUAUCAUGAGUUCUGAUCGCAUGAAUCCUCCAAACUUCAACUACAAACCAAACGACUACUUUAUUCUGACGAUUGUCGUAGCAGUUGUCUUUGGAAUUUUCUUCAUUGGGAGUCUCUUCUGCUCAAUCCCAGCAGUCGUACUGUCUGUGAAGAGCAAGGCGGCGACUACUGCAGGAAAUAUCAAGACGGGACGCAGACUGGGAGUGUUUGCUGUCUACCUUGUUGUCAGUGCCAUACUGUUUGCUCUCAUAGCAGACAUUGUCCUCGUUGGGAUUGGGAUAGCUGGAAGAUCGUCAUUAUAUUGCAGAUACAGUUACAGCUACAGUUACAGCUACAGUUGCCGCUAUUACGGACGCUGAGCUGGACACAAACACAUGAAUAUGAGAUUCCAAACUGCAUUGUUUACUAUUAAGCCAAUUACAGUAUACACGUAUUAUAUAUAGUUGCCAAUCAAUGCCUAUAUAUGUAUACCAGAACUCUUACUGUGUGUGUAAAUUAAAUACUGUAAUACAGUAGCUCAGUGGUAAAUUGAUAUGGUUUGUGUAUUAUUGUG
This is a messenger RNA of Halichondria panicea, 1018 nucleotides long. Its product is annotated as DNA translocase FtsK-like. Lineage: Eukaryota; Metazoa; Porifera; Demospongiae; Suberitida; Halichondriidae. Bases 48 to 824 code for a protein of 258 amino acids. The record is from RefSeq and is a predicted model, not a curated record. The transcript has 4 exons.